Messenger RNA from Mesitornis unicolor (brown roatelo), 1329 nucleotides. RefSeq names its product zinc finger and BTB domain containing 14 (gene ZBTB14). Lineage: Eukaryota; Metazoa; Chordata; Aves; Mesitornithiformes; Mesitornithidae. Gene Ontology annotation, molecular function: DNA-binding transcription factor activity, RNA polymerase II-specific; protein binding; RNA polymerase II cis-regulatory region sequence-specific DNA binding. The record is from RefSeq and is a predicted model, not a curated record. The transcript has a single exon. Bases 1 to 1329 code for a protein of 442 amino acids. Gene Ontology annotation, biological process: regulation of transcription by RNA polymerase II. Gene Ontology annotation, cellular component: nucleus.
AUGUCUGAAACCAUUAAAUACAAUGACGACGAUCAUAAAACUGUGUUCCUGAAAACGUUAAAUGAACAACGUUUGGAAGGAGAGUUCUGUGACAUAGCUAUAGUGGUUGAAGAUGUUAAAUUCAGAGCACACAGGUGUGUGCUUGCUGCCUGUAGUACCUACUUCAAAAAGCUUUUCAAAAAACUGGAAGUUGAUAGUUCAUCAGUAAUAGAAAUAGAUUUUCUUCGUUCUGAUAUCUUCGAGGAAGUUCUCAAUUACAUGUAUACUGCAAAGAUUUCUGUUAAGAAAGAGGAUGUAAAUUUGAUGAUGUCUUCAGGCCAAAUUCUUGGAAUUCGAUUUCUGGAUAAACUCUGCUCUCAAAAACGUGAUGUAUCUAGUCCUGAAGAAAACACACAGUCCAAGACCAAGUAUUGUCUAAAAAUAAACCGUCCUAUGGGGGAACCUAAUGAUACCCAAGAUGAUGAGGUGGAAGAAAUUGGAGACCAUGAUGACAGUCCAUCCGAUGUGACGGUGGAAGGAACUCCCCCAAGUCAGGAAGAUGGAAAAUCACCUACCACUACCCUGAGGGUGCAAGAGGCAAUUCUGAAAGAGCUAGGAAGCGAAGAGGUUCGAAAAGUAAACUGCUACGGCCAAGAAGUAGAGCCUAUGGAAACAACCGAAUCAAAAGACUUAGGAUCUCAGACCCCUCAGGCUUUGACAUUUAAUGAUGGCAUAAGUGAAGUGAAAGAUGAACAGACACCGGGCUGGACAACAGCAGCUGGGGACAUGAAGUUUGAGUAUUUGCUUUACGGUCACAGGGAACACAUUGUAUGUCAGGCUUGUGGUAAGACCUUUUCUGAUGAAGCGCGGCUGAGGAAACAUGAAAAGCUACACACAGCUGAUAGACCAUUCGUUUGUGAAAUGUGUACAAAGGGCUUUACCACGCAAGCUCAUUUGAAAGAGCACCUGAAAAUACACACAGGUUACAAGCCUUACAGUUGUGAGGUAUGUGGAAAGUCUUUUAUUCGGGCACCGGAUCUAAAAAAACACGAGAGAGUUCACAGUAAUGAGAGGCCAUUUGCAUGCCAUAUGUGUGAUAAAGCUUUCAAGCACAAGUCUCACCUCAAAGACCAUGAAAGAAGACAUCGAGGAGAGAAACCUUUUGUCUGCAGUUCCUGCACUAAAGCAUUUGCUAAAGCGUCUGAUCUAAAGAGGCAUGAGAACAAUAUGCACAGUGAAAGAAAACAAGUUACUUCAGCCAAUUCCAUCCAGAGUGAAACAGAACAGUUACAGGCAGCAGCUAUGGCUGCUGAAGCAGAGCAGCAAUUAGAAACUAUAGCUUGUAGCUAA